Molecule: messenger RNA, 11860 nt
Organism: Haplochromis burtoni (Burton's mouthbrooder)
Lineage: Eukaryota; Metazoa; Chordata; Actinopteri; Cichliformes; Cichlidae
Product: nuclear receptor ROR-alpha A
Exons: 12
Coding region: 9263-10855 (530 amino acids)
Biological process (GO): regulation of transcription by RNA polymerase II
Cellular component (GO): nucleus
Molecular function (GO): nuclear receptor activity; zinc ion binding; RNA polymerase II cis-regulatory region sequence-specific DNA binding
Source: RefSeq, a predicted model, not a curated record
UCCAAUGUUAGUAAUCACUGUAAAAAAAAAAAAAAAGAAUAAAGCUAAAUAAGCCGAACUCUACUUAUGCUAGGUGGGGGUUAAAAGGAUCUUACUGUAAAGCAUCCACGAUAAUGGAGUUGAAUGAAUAUGGUUAAUUCUCUCAAUGAAAUAUUUUAAGAUUGGUUGGAUACGUUCAGACAAGCAGAGAGACGGUGGAGUCUGAGUGGCAGUUGGGAAUGUGGCAGGAGGACCGUGAGUGCCCAGGAAAAACUAUUUAAAAAUGUCAGCUAUCAAUGGUUGUCACUAUGGUAACUACAUUCAUUUUUAUAUACAGUCUAUGCUCUGAUGCACACAAAGCCACCAGAGUUUCACCACAAUCUCAAACAAACAGGAGGCAAGUUAAAUGACAAUACAGACGUCCUGGUGUAAAUUUUGCUUGUAAAGAACCAAUCUGAAUACUCUGAAUUUCCCCACGGCUGGAUGUGGAAAGGUGACUUCUCUCUAAAAGGAGUCAGUUUUCUCCUUUCGCUUUUAAUAAGCUGUCAAGGUUGUUGCACUCUUUAUUUUAAACUGUUCUCUGGUAGAUUAAGGACAAACUGCUGUCAGUCUCAAUCACAAAGACACUAUUUCCCACUUUAACACCACAGCAUCAUUUUUGCCCUUCAGGAAGUAGCUGGAGGUAAAACAACAAUUUAAAACUGAUAUCUCAUUGCUGAAGAUGGUAGCGGCACUUUUUCUUCCAGUGUUCAUGAAAAUAAAUGUGAACAGGACGGAGUAAUGACAUUGUCCACUGCUCUUAAAUCCCUGAGAUACUCCUGCUUCAGAAUGACUGUUUUUCCUCAGCCCCAUUAGUUUUUCAGCUUUACAACAGUAUUAUUGUCUGUCUGAAGAAAGGUUUGUGUAAACCAUGGGUGCAUUCCCCCCAAAAAAAACAAAGAUAGCAGAAACAGACGUAUCUGGUAUAAAAACCUGCUGUUUGAACUUUGUCCAGAACAUAAAAUCUGAAAAACCAAAACCAAACAUCUACAUGGUUUUAAAGGCUUCUUUAAACGCCCUUAGGUGACUGCAAGGACUGAACAAGGAGAGUCAGGGCUGUGUGCACACCUCCACAGGCUGUGCUGGACAGUGAUUGACUGUCCUGUUGUGUUGUGUGCAUGUGUGAUGGUAGACGACCAGAUGGCUGAUGGGAGGACUUGACAUUAGAGGUGAACUGUUCCUGCGCUGAAUGAAAAAAUAUGCAUAGCACACACACAUUUGUACCUAUAAUUUUGAAGUUUGAUUUUAAACAUUUACUUGCAGCACAAACACUCAGAGAACCACCACAAUGCUUUUUCCCUCCGCCAUGAUGAACCCAGCCACACCGAGUGUUUCACGUCUUUGUGUUAUGAUGGAUCAACACAUACACAGGAAAACUCAAGAAAAGCACAGUUUACACUAUGAUUUCAUCUGUCAUAGAAGUUGCUGGAGAUUAUAUGUCAUAUAAGGUUUCACAAUGAUCAUGACUUAAAACACUGUUGGUUUGAAAGAACAAUGACCUUAUGACCUUUAGUGUUAGGUCCAGUGUUUUACUGAGCCAUCCAUCCACCCUGACUUCCUCUAGCCUGACACUAUUUCUUUUAGAAGACAGUCCUGAGAAACUCACACAUUGUGAAGGUGAAACAAUUUUAAAUAAUUACAGUUUGAUCAACAUAAAAAAGGCUGGUUUCCAAGCAGAUAUAUAUAAAAAAAAUACAGUAUUGUGCAAAAGUUUUAGGCAGGUGUGAAAAAUGCUGUAAACAAAGAACGCUUUCAGAAAUAUAAAUGAUUGUUUAUUGGCCCCAAAUGUAUUCUGGACAACGACCCCAAACACCCAGCCAAUGUCAUUAAGAACUAUCUUCAGUGUAAAGAAGGAGAAGAAGUACUGGUUCAGUUCAACUUUAAAGUGUUAAAAGAAAAAACAUCUUAAAAAAGCGGGUUACCUUUGUAAAUUAUUAUAAUAAAAUUAUUUAAGCUCUCACAAACAUUUUGUAAUCUAGGCUGAAUAUUCUAAAAAUGUCGUAAAUCCACCUCAACCCUUUCCUGUCACUACUGAUAUACACAUACACACUAGUGUACACACACGUACACACACGACACACUCACUGCAGUGACCUCGUCCAGAUGGGCAACGCGAGCCUAUCAGAGGGUCGAGUCACUGUGGCCCCAGAGUGUCUCCAACCACCACCCCGUCGCUCCCACAGCCCUCUGGAGGAAGCUAGAGUAUGAAGAGCUGUUGCAGCUUUGCAUCAUUCUGCUGCUGAGUGUCCACAUUUACCCCAAAAUAAUGAGCCUCACUUUAUGUUUGAUGACACACUGAAAUGCCUGUGAAAACUCAAAGGCCAUUUCUUUCUUGGUUGUUAUGGGUGUUCACUGUUCUUUGUGAGCCUCAAACCUCCAUGGCAGCAGCAGAUGUAAUUAUAAACAAAUUUAUAGACUGUCAAUUACCUCAUGGUUGAAGGGCUGACAAUGCAGUUAGGGAGGGGAAAAAUUGUGGACCACCAUCGAACUUUGGGUUUACUCACAUUUAAAAAAAAAUGAACCUAUAUUCUUACUGAGAUAAAAAUUCAGUUCCUAGAUCAGCCUAAAUUCAUUCUAACUAAAAAGUAAAUACAAAGUUAACGUGACCGGACACAACAGGGUGGUGAAUGAGUUCAGGCUUCGGUGGAACAGUUAAAGCCAGAAUAGUAAAGGUAUAGGAUAUGCUUUCAGGUUAUAGUGUCAUGGUUAAUAAGUCAGUAUUGUACAGAAAUGUACAACUAGUUGUAGGAAAGCCAGCGCCGUAGACAGACUCCCGCAGAAGUGAUCUGUAGGGGAUGGUGGAUCUGUCACAUCAGCUUCAUAAAUGUGGAUGUGUAUUUCAGCUUUGGGAAACUAUAGGAGGUAAACAUUUGAUUUGGGUUUGUUUUUUCAUUUUAUUGGCAAAGUAUGAAACUUUCCCAAACACACUCUGUUGUCUCUAACAUUCUGUGGAGUGACGUCUAUGGGAAGAACAAAAAUUCCCAGCAAAAAUCCACAAGAUGAGAUACUUACACUUGCUCUUGCAUCGACAGUGAGCUAAUAGUCUCUCAUUCUACUGUCAUUAGCAACAAUAGCUACCACAAUGCUGUGCACAACACAGACUCCAAUGCAAAAACCACCAGAGACAAAAACAUGAGAUUGGAAAAUCUGGAUCUGUUCAUUUGAAAAAAGGGGAAAAGCAACACUUUAUCUCUGUUGUGUCUUUCAGGUUUGUCGGCAGCUGUGAAGAAGACACACUCAUGCACACUGGAGAGUGUUGAAGAAUAGGUGAGACUAAUCAGUAAGAACAAGACAGCAAAUGUAAAACUAAAUCCAAAGCAUGAGGGCCAAAAGACUAUCAAAGUUUUUGCAUGAAUAGAUUUCCUUUGUUUGCAAUCUGGCCGCUGUCCCCUGAACUAAGAUUCUGAGGGUAGGUGGUCUAAGUCGAUUCACUCGAUGAGUUUUUAAUGAAGUUUCCAUUCACUGUGGAACACUGAACGUGUUUCCCCCCCAACAUUAUAAGCAGUUUUUACUGUAAAACAUGCAAGCACUGUGAGAGUGAAGGAUAGAUGAGGACAAAUGUGUGACAGGGGACUUCUGCUAGAGUGGAGUCUCUCUCAUUAGAGCUGAUAAGGCUGGAUAAUGAAUGUGAGAUCCUCCUGCAGUCGUCUGUGCGUGGGACUGUCGGAGGGAGGAACGCUGAUCCUCCAGGCGCUGCCCAAACAGCUCCUAACAUGCUGCUGUGAAUCUACUGACUGGGCCUGAUGAGGGGAGGUGGAGAGCUCCGACAUCGGCUGAGCGGCUUUUCCAAGCAUAAAUCAUCCCCGUGUUCUGCCAAUUUGGAGGAAGAAUGAAACUCCUGCUACACCUCAGUUUCCUCUCUCUGCUGGCAGGAGACACUCUCGCCUACAGCACUUUGAUAUUUACUCAGCAUGGCUGUUUUCAGGAAGCUUAAUCGUUUUCACUGAUGCUCCACAGCUCAGUCGGGAUUUGUUUUAUGAAGCUGAGUGGGAUGGUGGGUGAGGUGCCCUGUAAAUAUAUCUUUAGCUUUAUUUUAUGAGGGAGGUUCUCUGUCACUGCACAGAUUCGCUGAGACAACAUGAGAGGAGGAGAGACUUAAACACCACACUGCUGUGUUAGAGGGGAUAUUACUGCAGGUCAACUGGAGGCAUUUUGUAAAGUUCCUAUAAGCUAUGACCUAAAGCUAGGUGCUUUGUGAGACUUACUCAUAGGUUCAGGUUGUUAUUUCGAACUGUGUAAGUGCUUAGUGCUUGCAAAAGGGAAAUCCUACAACGAUCAGAGUGCUAUACAAAAUAGUUUCCUCAGGCACUGAUAUUCAGUAGGAGUUUGAAGAUUGGUCUUAGCUGAAUGAUUAGAUAGAACGGACUGUUGUGGUACUUUUCACCACUGAGUGCCUACAGCACUUCUACGUUACAAGCCACAUUUACCCAUUUAUACAUGGAGCAUCUCGCUCAUGGAUAUUUCAACAUGCAACUGUGGAACUCCCCUUUCUGUCAGUGGAAAUGAAGUUUAACUCAACAAUGUAUCCCUAUGAACAUAUUGGAGAUAAUUUAUCUGAAUUUUAGGAGAGGGACCAAACCUCUAUACAUGCCCCUACUGGUUCUCUAUCUUUAUUUCAUUGGAUUCUCUUUCAGGCAAUCCAAGAAACCAAAACUCUCUGAACAACAUGUCAGGUGCUUCAGAGAGACCAAACUCCACCGGUCAUCCUUGGGAACCUCAUAGCACUUUUUCUCACCGCUCGGCAAUCCUACAUCCAUCUUUCCGUACAUCAGAACUCCUCUCUUCACUCCAUCCAGAUAUAAAGUGACUUUUACCCAAAAAGCCGACACAUGUCAACGCUGACUCAGACAGCAUGCCGUUCCUAUGUUCCAGGAAGGUCUCAUAAAAGUAUUCUUCUGAUGAGGAUCAAGACUGGACUGUAGCUCGGUUACAAUGUGUCCUAAAAGAGAGAGGCACUUUUUUUCAUUGUUGUUCUAACUUUGUAGCUUCUUAACACUCACAUAUCUAAAAGUCAGUUGACCAGAAGCAAAUAUAAAACUUCCAACAGCAGCUGCUGUGCGCCUUGCAGCUUGACCCACCCACCAGCGUCAGGUAGCAUAGACAAGCUCUGGUAACAGAAAAAGAAGCAUCCCAUCACUGUUCCAUGCAGCCGCCCCUACCACAAUUUCAUGCGCUGGACAAAAUGCAGAAGCAAGUUUUUCAACCACUGGGAUGCCACCUCCUCUCUUCUCUAUGCUUCAUUAUCAAAAUGUAGCAGCAAACCUUUCUGGCACCGGGUUGCCAGCUUCUCUACAACCUAUCCUAUCUAUUAUUUGCAAAAAACAACAAUAAACAUUACUGGCACCGGGUUGCCAGUUUACUGCUCUACUAUCCCUUCUCUGCAAUAUGCAACAGCAAACUUUUCUGGCACUGGGAUGCCAGUUUUUCAUCAUAUGUAGUAGUAUGAAGGUAGGUCCUUCAUAUUUUCCAGAGCUGUCCACCGGACCAGAUUGGAGUCUUUGGUGGUCCAUUUUUGGUCUAGUCUAUGUCUUAGUAAUUAUUCCCAUGUCCUGUUUUGGUUUGGUAAAUGUCUUUGCUCAUGGGUUCCUCUCUUGAUGGUUUCCACCUUUGUCUUGUCUCCAUUGGUGUCUGUUUUCCCUCCUUUGUGAUUGCCUGUCCCUCCCUCAUUGCUUUCAUUUGUGGACAGUGUGCCCUGGGUGUGUCAAUAGGUAUGUUUCUCCCAUUGUCUGAUGGCCAUUCAUCUGUUUUUCCUCCCAUGCUAACAGUGUAUGUAUCUGAGUUCAUCCUCUUCUGCUUAGUUUGGUUUUGUAUGUUUCUCAUAUGGACUCUGGGUUUUUAACUUGUGUUGCUUAAUUUAAUAAUCUUCCUUUUAAAGACUUUAGGAACUUCUUUGAAAAAAAAGUGCUGAGCAGAAUUUUGGAUACACAAUCCAUCCAUUGCCUGAAAAUGUUCAAAAGAGCUUAUUUGUGAUAUCUUCAAAGGCUUGGCUUUUUUUUUCUAGUACCCCCUUAAAUGUUCAGUGGUGUUGAAGUUGGGUAACUGUGUAUGAAAGUCUAUGACUAGCAGGACUCCUUGGUCGUCUUUGGUCUUCAAGUAGUUCUCAGAUCUUUGAGGUUUGUUUUGGCUCAUUAUCUGGCUGUAGUAUGAAUUUUUCUCCAUAAAGAUGAAAACUGUUGGUGGUUAUCCAAAGCUAAAAGUGAAGGUGGACCUUUCAUAACAGUUAAUUGGAGUAAUAGGUUCUUCAUUUUGACAAUUCUGCAUCUGAUUAUCUGAACAAGCCUUUAAUAAUAAAAAUAAAAUGAUAAUAAUUAAUAAACUUUGACAAGGGUGAUGCAUUUCAGAAACUCCAUUUCUAUAUUUAUGCGAUGGGAAAAACAGAUCUUUUACACUGUUUUCCUUGUCCCUUCAUCUCCUUGCUUGGCAUCAGACUGUGUGCUCUGUUAAUGUUUGUAACUGUUCCCGACAUCUCUGUAGGGUUAUAUCCAAACCUGUUGCUUUGGCAUUAAAGUGCUUGACAUGGGUUUGCCGUCACCCCGGCGAGUGGGCGGGCAGCAUGGACGCCAAUAUUUGGUCACUGGAGAUUGAGACAACGUAGGAAAAACUGAUUCUAACCCAUCCGAGGAUUUACAAGAUAUUUAGAAGACUUGAUGGUCAGAGGUUUUAGUUUUCUGAAAACCUGUGAAAAUGAUAACUUAAGAGAUCUCCUAAGAUUUUGAAAUUGAGAACAUAAUGUUUAAAUCUCAGGAGAUCAAAUUUUCUGAAAAUCUUGUGAAUGUGAGGCAGCACUAGCAAUAACUUAAUUAAGAAAAUCUCAACAUUCAUGUCAGUUUUAUUGUGAAUGUGUGUGUAAUCUAUGAACCAGUUUUUGCCAUAUAAGACAUGCUAGUCCUUUGUUCUCUGCACUCCAAACCCGGGUUUGGUGGAUAUCUUUAGACUCGUGCUGCUGGAGGCCUGGAUGUAACUGGCUGACAGAUUUCUGCUGAAGCUGCGUCUCUCAGCGGUUUCUUGCUGCGUUGUCCUCUGUUAUCUUCCUCUUUGCUUAGUUUUUGCUGUUCGUUCUGUCUGUCUUUGCAUUGUGCUCUCUUCCUUCCUUUUCAUGUCUCUCCUACCUCUUGUUUCUUUGAACUGUUUGUUUUGUCAACCACAGCGAUGGAGGGCGGCAGCACGACACCACAUGACUGUGUGCUUUUUUCUUUGUCACAUUCCUCUGCGUCUCUCCUGAAAGGGAAAAGUGUUUUUUUUUUCAGUGCAGCAAUACAACUCUAAAUCCAACUCCAACUGAACAUGAACUCCACCAUUUUUUUCUGCUAAUCACUUUCAGGUCUUUUGUGCCUUUAUUGUCAUUUCCUUAUUUUAUUUUUAUGUUUUUUCUUUGUGUUAUUUCCUGUCUCUAUUAUGUCAUUUUUCACGUGGUUGUGGACAAUUAAGUCAUUUUUUUAUGUCUGUUUGUUUCAAUGCUAAACUGUGAUUGGGUGUUGUUUUGUGUUUAUUUGACAUAAUCUUGCUAUUUUUAGGCAUUAUUGUGCAUCUCAUUUGUCUCUUUGUGAUGUAUCUGUGUCUGCACCGCUGCAGUUCUCAUGCCAGGGUUUCAUUACCAAAAACUAUCAGAACUAAUUGACCUGCGACAUGACAGUUUUUUUUUCUUUUUAAAUUAUGGGGCACAGUGAUAGUGAAGAAUGUUGUUUUCUUCAAUUUGACCUAACGAUAGCAGUGCCAUCUCACUGCUAUAAUGACCAAAAUGGAAAGAUAGCACAAUAAUGAGAAAGCCUGUUUAAUAACUUAUUGUCACAGAGAGAACCAGUCAAACAUCUUUGGCAUGUGGUAAAAAGUGAAACUGGUAGCAUUAAUCUGCAGCUGACAAAUUGGUAGAAAUGAUGCACCACGGUUAUGUUGACAUCUCAAAGAAAACUUUCCAACGUCUCAGUUAGAGUCGAGGCUGUUUGAGAGGAAAGAGGAACCCCAUUUCAUUUUAGCUGUUGCUUUUAAGAGAUCUGAUAAACUUCUCGUCUAAAUGAAACCUUCUGCCUCACCAGGAAGCCAAAUGGAGGAAAAUACAUAACUAUAAAUAAAAGAAACCAAAAAAUGUUCUUAUUUUUAUUUUAUUUAAUUUAUGUGUAAGAGACUCUGCUGCAUUUUGUAGUAAUUUUGUGUUCAUGCUGAUUUGUGUGUGUGAGGUGGAGAGGAGGGGAAUGAUGCAACACCAAAAAUGACUUAAAAAUACAGUCGGUGUAGAAUAUGGCUUCCUUCUUCAGAGUGUUUCUCGAGUGUUUGUUUCCAUACACUCUCCUGUUUAAAUGUCCAACUGUACAGCAUUAACAAGCAUGUUUGUACUGCAACAAAUUUUGGAAUCGUUGACGUUGGAAUCAGUCUGGAUUACCUCACUGACGUUACUGUUUAGUAUCUUAGAUUGCAACAUUAUAAUUAUAAUAUUGAUCAGGACCAUAAUGCCAUUACUUUACCAGCGAAUAACUGGUAAGGUCAAAUAAAAACUGUUCUAAAAGUAUGACUGGAGGCAUUUAAAAGCAUCUCUUCUUGAGAUUUUAUUUUUUCUUUGCUGGAUCAGCACCUCACAGGUGGUACAGCACUACUAGGCUGCCUUACUACGGUCUACCUGAUAUUGCUGGUGUUGUUCAUGCGUCAUCAUAAUGUUUGUCCAGGAUCAACAUUGCAACUGGCCUCUCACCUUGUUGCGAUGCCAUAUCUUUGGAAUGUGGAAGAAGGAGAAAAAAAUGUCUUUGUUUAUGUAAAACGCUCUUCUGGAACAAGUGCUCAGCAUUUCAGGGUUUAAAAAAUAAUUAUUAUUAGGUAUUAUCAAGUUAUGUUUGCUAUUAACCAAAUUUAGGUUACUCAUGUUCUUUUGCUAGUAAUAGUUUUUCAAAGCAUUAGCUAACUUCUUGGCUAAUGCUAACUGCUUAUACAAUGUGAUUGGUCAGUUGCAAUGUUGAUCCUGGACAAACAUCAUGAUGAUGAUGUAAGAACAACACCAAAAGUUGACUGACAUUAAUGUUGCAGAUUGGUCAUUUUGUUGAUUUUGUGUCCCUCUGUGGUACUUUGUGUUUCUUUGGUGUCAUUCUGUGUUCCUUCUCAUCAGUGGUUCAUAUUUUUGUGUUGGUUUUUUUUUGUUGUUGUGUGGUUUUAUAUAAUUUUGAGAUUGUGCGCUCACGGUGUUUUAAAAGUGUCCUCUCAUUGGCUGACAGCUGUGUCAAUAAGAGGUGCAGGUAAGUGAUGGGGCGGGGCCAGAACGAUGACGUUGCAGUCACAUGUAUCCUCAUGCUGUGCCGAGCAGCCGGAGGAUGACAGUGCUGAUAGAGCUGCCGCUGGUCUCACACAGGGAGCUGUGUUACUGUUUUCUCCACGAGCCUGGAUUAUAACUAUGUAUUUUGUCAUUACUGCCAUGAAAGCUCAGAUUGAAAUAAUCCCCUGUAAGAUUUGUGGAGAUAAAUCAUCAGGGAUCCACUACGGGGUCAUCACCUGUGAAGGCUGUAAGGGUUUCUUCAGGCGUAGUCAGCAGAGUAACGCCACCUACUCGUGUCCUCGCCAGAAAAACUGUCUGAUCGACCGAACGAGCCGAAACCGCUGCCAGCACUGCCGUCUGCAGAAAUGUCUCGCUGUGGGCAUGUCCCGAGACGCUGUAAAGUUUGGUCGCAUGUCUAAAAAGCAGCGGGACAGUUUGUACGCGGAGGUGCAGAAGCACCGCCUCCAGCAGCAGCAGCAACAAGGUCACCACCUCUUGUCCCAUCCCAGCCUCGGCAGCCCGAGUCCAGUCGAGUCCGAGUCGCUGUCUUCUCACUACACCCUGUCCUCCACUGGCCUCACAGAGCUACCUGAUGAGGGGGGACACUACGUGGAACAGAACUCGCCUGAAGGCGGAUCUUUGUCAUCUAAGGGAGACUCUGCAGGAGGAGGGGAAGGAGGUGGUGGGGGGUUCUACUUGGACAUCCAGCCGUCUCCGGAUCAAUCCGGACUUGAUAUUAAUGGCAUCAAACCGGAGCCCCUGUGCGACUAUGGAUCCAGUAACGGCUUUUUUCCAUAUUGCUCCUUCAGCAACAGAGACGUGCCACCCACGGUGCCCAUGGCUGAGCUCGAUUACUUGGCCCAGAUCGUCUCCAAGUCUCACCUGGAGACAUGUCAGUACCUCAGGGAGGAGCUGCAGCAGAUGAGCUGGCAGAGCUUCCUUCAGGAUGAGGUGGAAAGCUACCAGAGCAAGCCUCAGGAGGUGAUGUGGCAGCUCUGUGCUGUGAAGAUCACAGAGGCCAUUCAGUAUGUGGUGGAGUUUGCUAAACGCAUCGACGGCUUCAUGGAUCUGUGCCAGAAUGACCAGAUCGUACUGCUGAAAGCUGGCUCUCUGGAGGUCGUCUUACUACGAAUGUGCCGAGUGUUUGACUCGCAGAACAACACCGUCUUCUUCGAUGGGAAGUUUGCAGGUCCUGAAGUCUUCAAAGCUUUAGGCUGUGAUGAUUUCAUCACGGCGGUGUUCGACUUUGCUAAGAGCAUGUGCUCGCUGCACCUAUCAGAGGACGAGCUUGCUCUCUUCUCAGCGUUCAUUCUGCUUUCUGCAGAUCGGUCGUGGCUGCAGGAGAAGCUGCAGGUGGAGAAGCUGCAGCAGAAGACUCAGCUUGCUCUGCAACAUGUGCUGCAGAAGAACCAGAGAGAGGACGAAGUCCUGAACAAGCUCAGAUGUAAGGCGUCAGCGUUGCGUUUGCUGUGCAGUCGACACACUGAGAAGCUGUGCACGUUCAGAGCCGUUUACCCGGACAUCGUUCGAUCGCACUUCCCUCCUCUUUAUAAGGAGCUGUUCGGUGCUGACCUCGAACUGACCCUGCAGAACAGCGACUGAACUGUCACUGGCACCAAAGCCGGUGUAUCCAGACAGAUUGCGCCCAGUUUCCAUAGACACUGCGGACGGGGCGGCGUCCCACACAGCCGAAGAUGGCGACUGUGCAGCUGCUGUACUUCAUCUCCUGGACACCUGACACAGACACAAAGAAACCCGAGUUCAUCUUCUCCUCAGUUUGUUUUUCCUCCUCCUCGUCCUCCUCUCAUGUCUGUGAGUUUGCUCUGAGGAGUCAGGUGGUCUCAUUAGCCCACGUCAUGUAUCCAGGCUUCUGAACCUGGAUCAGACUCACCUCUAACAGUACUCGCACUGAUACUUGUUUUUUGUUUCGUUUACCUGAUUGUUAAAGCUUUGAGUUUCCUGCGUUUGUUGGAGAGAAUGAUGUUGGAUCCAUUGACUUGUCCACAGACAGUUUUACUUGAUGAUCAAAAGAUUAAAAGGUAGCAAAAAUAAUUUCCUAAUUUUAAUUUGCAAAGUAAAAUUGUUCUUAUCCUUUGUGAGAGUGAGUGCAUAUGAAAAGCACCACAUUCACACAGCUGCUUCUACAACUUUGGAUACUUUGUGGAAAUGUUAUGUUACAUUGAUCAUAGUCUCAGCUGAUAUUAGCAAAAUGAUCAAAUAAUCCCAACGUCCUCUUGACACUUAUCCAGUGACAUCAGUUGCAUCAUUUUCAGUGCUAUUUACUGAAAAUACUGUAUGAGUCAUUGCUCAGAUACAUAGCACAGCACCACAGCCGUGAUCUCCAGUUCCAAAGUGACAAAAACUGCAUUUCCUUUAAUCACCACUUGAUGCUAGCUCUGAAAGUGAGUCGGUGCAUACAGACUCCUAUGUUGGAAUGCCAAACUUACAAAACAAUACAAACAUUUAUUUUGGAAUCUGUAGUUUUUUAACUCAUCCAUUUAGCUUAAAGUCAUUCAAUUCAAUUUUAUUUAUAAAGCGCCAAACAAGUCGCUUCAAGGCGCUUUAUAUUGUACAGUAGACCCUACAAUAAUAGAUACAGAGAAAAAA